AUAGCAGAUCCUGCAUUAGCUGAAAUGGGAAAAAACUUGAAGGAGGCUAUGAAGAUGCUAGAGGACAGUCAGAGAAGAACAGAGGAGGAAAAUGGAAAAAAACUAUCAGGGGAUAUUCCAGGGCCACUCCAAGGCAGUGGACAAGAUAUGGGGAGCAUCCUCCAGUUAGUUCAGAAUCUGAUGCACGGAGAUGAAGAUGAGGAGCCCCAGAGUGCCCGAAUCCAGAAUAUUGGAGAACAAGGUCAUAUAGCUCUUUUGGGGCAUAGUCUGGGAGCUUAUAUUUCAACUCUGGACAAAGAGAGGCUGAGAAAACUUACAACUAGGAUACUUUCAGACACUACCUUAUGGCUGUGCAGAAUUUUCAGGUAUGAAAAUGGCUGUGCUUAUUUCCAUGAAGAUGAAAGAGAAGGACUUGCAAAGAUCUGUAGACUUGCCAUUCAUUCUCGUUAUGAAGACUUUGUGGUGGAUGGGUUCAAUGUGUUAUAUAACAAGAAACCUGUCGUAUAUCUUAGUGCUGCUGCUAGGCCUGGCCUGGGCCAGUAUCUUUGUAAUCAGCUUGGCUUACCCUUCCCCUGCUUAUCUCGUGUGCCCUGUAACACUAUGUUUGGAUCCCAGCAUCAAAUGGAUGUUGCCCUCCUGGAAAAACUGAUUAAAGAUGAUAUUGAACGAGGAAAACUGCCCCUGUUGCUUGUUGCAAAUGCUGGAACUGCAGCGGUAGGACACACAGAUAAGAUUGGGCGUUUGAAAGAACUCUGUGAGCAGUAUGGCAUAUGGCUUCAUGUGGAGGGUGUGAAUCUGGCAACAUUGGCUCUAGGUUAUGUCUCCUCAUCAGUGCUGGCUGCAACCAAAUGUGAUAGCAUGACAUUGACUCCAGGCCCGUGGCUGGGUUUGCCAGCGGUUCCUGCAGUCACUCUUUAUAAACAUGAUGAUCCUGCCUUGACUUUAGUUGCUGGUCUCACAUCAAAUAAACCAGCGGACAAACUCCGUGCCCUGCCACUGUGGUUGUCUUUACAGUACUUGGGACUUGAUGGGAUUGUGGAGAGGAUUAAGCAUGCCUGCCAACUGAGUCAGCGGUUGCAAGAAAGUUUGAAGAAAGUGAACCACAUCAAAAUUUUGGUGGAAGAUGAACUCAGUUCUCCAGUAGUAGUGUUUAGAUUUUUCCAGGAAUUACCAGGCUCAGAUCCAGUGCUUAAAACUGUCCCAGCACCCAACAUGGCACCUUCAACAGUCGGCCGGGAGGGACACUCCUGUGAUGCACUGAAUCGCUGGCUGGGAGAACAGCUGAAACAGCUGGUGCCUGUGAGUGGCCUCACCGUCAUGGAUCUGGAAGCAGAGGGAGUGUGUGUGAGGUUCAGCCCUUUGAUGACAGCGGCAGUUUUAGGAACUCGGGGAGAGGAUGUGGAUCAGCUCGUAGCCUGCAUAGAAAGUAGGCUGCCGGUCCUGACCUGUACACUACAGCUGCGAGAGGAGUUCAAGCAAGAAGUGACAAGAACAGCAGGCCUCUUACAUGUUGAUGACCCUAACUGGCCUGGAAUAGGGGUUGUCAGGUAUGAACAUGCUAAUGAUGAUAAGAACAGUUUGAAAUUAGAUCCAGAAGGGGAAAAAAUCCAUGCUGGACUCCUGAAAAAGUUAAACGAACUAGAAUCUGACCUUACAUUUAAAAUGGGCCCUGAGUAUAAAAGUAUGAAGAGCUGUAUUUACAUUGGCACGGCGAGUGACGACAUAGAUAUUUCCGAAAUAAUGCCUUUCUUGGUCUUAACACAGCUUCUGGAAAACAUGACAGAAGUGGUUCGGAAAGGAAUUCAGGAAGCUCAGGUUCAACUGCAGAAGGCCAAUGAGGAGCGCCUUCUGGAAGAGGGAGUGUUACGGCAGAUCCCUGUAGUAGGAUCCGUGCUGAAUUGGUUUUCUCCAGUCCAGCCUUCACAGAAGGGAAGAACUUUUAACUUAACAGCAGGCUCUCUGGAGUCCACAGAACACACGUAUGUCUACAAAGUACAAGAUACAGGAGUAACACCGCCUCAGACCCCCACAGGCACUCGAACUAAACUCAGAUUUCCAGGCCAGAAGCCUUUUAAAAAGUCCCUAAGAGGCUCAGAUGCUCUAAGCGAGACAAGCUCAGUCAGUCACAUUGAAGACUUAGAAAAAAUGGAGCACCUGUCCAGUGGGCAGGAACAAGAGGCCCUGGAGGCUAACAGCCCUGAGCAACACCCAGGGGCUCCCGCCCCUCAGGAAGCUGAGCAGACUGGAACCUUCCAGAACAGAGCCCAGGGCUCAGAAGAUGACCGCCCACAGGUAGAAGAACCGGAAAACUUAAGAUAAAAUUCAGUGUUUGGUUUGAGACUGUACUGAAUAUUGUGUCAUGGAAGAUAGUUAUACUGAAAAUGUGAACUGUGCCACAUGCUAAUACAAGAGAAAUUACUGUUAUUUGUGCUUUAACUGGCUUUUUGCACACGUAUGUGCAAAAAAAUCAGGGUAACUGAUUUGUCUAAUGUAAUGGGUACAGAGAACAACUGUUGUUUCUGUCUAUCCAACUGUAGUAAUAAUUUCCCCCCAAGUUACUGUAAACACUUUUUAUUCACAAAGAACACUCAGAAUGUCAAGUGUCUGCCACUUGAAACACAUGCUCUUAUCUUGUAAACAUAAAUUAUUAGUUACACAUAACUUUCUGGUAAGACAGCUUUCUUUAGAACUCUCCGGGUUCUCUGCUGUACCACUGCAGAGGAGAGACAGACAACCUUCCUUUGCCAUCUAUUUUAGUUGGUGUUUAGUUUGAUCAGGUUGCAGUAUACAGCUGGACCGUGUUGGCUUGAAAGAGAAUGGGUUUCAAUGGAAUUGUAAAUAAGAGUGUCAGAAGCCCUCUCUUGCCAUCCCCAACUGCUGCUUUCCCUGGAGACAUAAGUAAGGACUGUGUCCACUCAAGCUGUGGCAGGCCAUCAAGCAAGUUAGACUGGGCAGUGCUUCUGUCUGUGACUUUCCUCUGCCACAAAUCCAUUUCCCCCUUUAUAUACUAUUUCUAAACUAACUAAAUGACUCAUCUAUUAAGAGAAACUGUAAAGACUCUUCUUGACCAUAUAUAUGUAUAUUUUUAAAUAUUGGUAAAGCUUUUAAAUUGGCACAAGAGAACAGACUGUGCACAUUUCUAUGUUUAAUAUCUGAAAACCUAAUAGAUGCUACUCCUAAAAGCCUAAUAUUUAACAUGCUGUGUAGCACCCAGUUAAAUUUAAAUUCUAAAAUAAGUAUACUUUUGACCUGCUUCACAUGGGAGCUUCCAUAGCUUUGUUCCACUAGCAGCUCACCCCUUUAGGCCCAACACACAAAUAAGAAAGAGAAAAGUAAGCUUUCUCAGGCUGACCAAGCCAGACUACUGCUGAAGUAACUGGUUAGCCCUUCCAUGACUGCCCAUGUCUACUUUUCCAGAGGACGGCACCCCUUCACUCACCAUAGGCAAUGGCCCGUGCCUUCCAGUCCAGCAGUCAGGCUUGAGAGACCUUGAGACGGUGGGAAUUUACACUGGGUUUGUGGACUGUAGUAUUGGAAGCCUUAGUUACACCACAGUAAGCCUAUAAUUACACUCUGAUUUGAUGUGAUUUCUGACAUCUGGCAUUUGUCAAAAUGCAAUUUUCCUUUAUCUUUUUUUUGUGUGUGUGCAGAUGAUUAAACAAAGUCUUCCCUGUUUAUUUGGUGCAAUGAAGUAUAGCAGUUAAAAUGGGGGAAGGGGAAAUUAUCACCUUUAACAAGAUUAAUUUUUAAAUGUUUUUAUAUAUAUUUGGAAUUGUUAAAUUGGUUUUGCUGAAACAGAAUUUCACCCUUGAGAUACUAUUUGAAUGUUGGUUUCAAUAAAGGUUCUUGAAAUUGUU
Messenger RNA from Myotis brandtii (Brandt's bat), 3857 nucleotides. RefSeq names its product pyridoxal-dependent decarboxylase domain containing 1 (gene PDXDC1). The coding region runs from base 25 to 2319 and encodes 764 amino acids. The record is from RefSeq and is a predicted model, not a curated record. The transcript has 22 exons. Gene Ontology annotation, molecular function: pyridoxal phosphate binding; carbon-carbon lyase activity. NCBI's taxonomy places the organism in Eukaryota, Metazoa, Chordata, Mammalia, Chiroptera, Vespertilionidae. Gene Ontology annotation, cellular component: intracellular membrane-bounded organelle. Gene Ontology annotation, biological process: carboxylic acid metabolic process.